Molecule: messenger RNA, 693 nt
Organism: Fonsecaea multimorphosa CBS 102226
Lineage: Eukaryota; Fungi; Ascomycota; Eurotiomycetes; Chaetothyriales; Herpotrichiellaceae
Exons: 1
Coding region: 1-693 (230 amino acids)
Biological process (GO): DNA damage response
Cellular component (GO): external side of plasma membrane
Source: RefSeq, a predicted model, not a curated record
AUGGCAACCCCUCCGACACUAAUCCACAUCCAAGGCCGCGCCACCAUCACCACGACUGCUCAGCGAGCAGUGCUCAAUCUAGCCGCCUCCGACACGGGUUCAGACAAGGAUCAAGUCUCAAGCCACGUGGUGUCGACCGUGACCGACAUCCAAAGCGAACUAGACGAGUUAUGUCCGCGACUGGAAAACGGCGAGAUAUCACCCAACGCACCUGUGGACUUCUACUCGAUCGCCUCGCUCUCCAUCUCCGCGACGGACGAAUACGACGAUGACGGCGUCCGCCUCGAGAAAAAGCUCUACAGCGCCAGCUCCAACAUCGCCAUCCACUUCCGCGACUUUGGCCGUCUGGGACAGAUGGUCGUCCGCCUGUCGAGUAUGCCGUACGUCGAGCUGCGUGGUAUUGAUUGGCAAUUGGCCGACGAAAAGAAAACGGAGCUCGACGAGGAGGCUAGGCGCAAGGCGCUGCGGCAUGCCAUGUCCCGCGCACGGGCCUAUGGAGCUAUCAUCGGCAGGGACAAAGUCACUUGUAUCAAGAUUGAGGACUUGGAGGAAUCAUGGCCUGCGAGACGGGUCAAGCAGACUGCUCGCAUGGCUAGUAGCUCUGCGACGUUUGAGGUCGGUGCGGGAAUUGACUUCGAGCCGCAGCUUGUCGAUGUCAGUGCUACGCUAUCUGUCGAAUUUCACGCCGAGUAG